This is a messenger RNA of Mesorhabditis belari, 993 nucleotides long. Lineage: Eukaryota; Metazoa; Nematoda; Chromadorea; Rhabditida; Rhabditidae. The record is from the annotation of a GenBank genome assembly.
AUGUCGACCGUUUUAUUGUAUGGAUACAUGGUUUCUGAAGAUAAUUUGUUGAAGAAUGAGGAUUUUCGAGAAAUGAUCCCUUUAAUGAAAAACGACAGUUAUGUUCUGUUUUUGAACAAAUUCGCUGUUGAUAUGACUCUGAAUUGGUUAUGUAAUACAGAAGAAUUGCCAGGAGUACAUGAAAAGUCAAUAUUUUUAACGAUGGAUCAAGAGGCAACAAGUAAAAUGAGACUUUACUAUCCACAUUUGAAGAUCGUUCGAUUGAAAGUGCCAGCGCUUGAAGAUCCAUUCAAUUACGGAGAUGGACCAUAUCAACUCUUCUAUUUAUUGAGAGCAAAUGUUGCGUUGACACUAGCCAAAUCGGGGAAAAGCUUUUGGAUGAUACAACAAGAUACAUUUUGGCGAACGGGUCUUCCACAGAAAUCUCUUGAAAUUGGAGAAUUAGCUGAAGCGGAUAUUGUUUUUGAUGCCGCUGGGACGAAUACAAGCGAUUUGAUUGCAGGUGGCUAUUACUAUACACGCUCGACUCCCGGCACAAUUUCCUAUUUCGAGAAAUUGGUGCUUGAUCUGAGUUGGUGGUAUGCUCCAGAUAAUGGUUAUAUGACCUAUCUAUGCUAUCGAAAAUUUGCGAAUUGUGUCAACAUGCCGUUUAGUUGGAUCACGAAUUGGCAAUGGAUGUUUUACCCGACAAAAGAGGUUCCACUGCUCGUACAAUUUGAUGGAUAUACGAAAUUGGGAGGAAAAUUGGAAAGUAUGAAAAGUAUGGGUUUCUUUUUCAUGGAUCCUGUAUCGAAAGUUUGCAAUAAAACAGCUGUCUUGUCAGCUCAAGAAAUGGUUGGUCAAGGAAUCCGUCCGAAACUCUCCAUCGAAAUCGGUCAUUCGCAAUUUGCCACUUAUUCUCGUUUGAUUGAAAUCUUCCAAUCCAAUCCAAUCUCUUCAUUGAUUCUCUAUAAUUUCCUGCUACCUUUUGGUCAUUAUGUCAUGUUGACAAUG